GACAGCGGUUUUGACGAAGGAAAAAAAMCCGGCUAAAKGCCAUCAGGUAACUCGUCUUCUCGUUAACUCGUAGUUUUAAUAGCUAUAUUGUUCCUUUUGUUACCUUUUACUAAGCGAGUUCAAAUACURAUUGUUCGGAACACGGACAUCUGUUGCGACGAGGGGUUAGAAAUGAUUUAAUGGGAAAUUCAGAGAACGCCUGGAGAAACAUUUAAAUCUUGCCUGGUUUAAAACGCCUACGACCACACAAAUUGUAGUGCUUUGGCAAGUUUCAAGCUUUUCUUCGUCCCAAAAUUGAUAUGGAGAAGUGAGGCUGAUAUAGUACCUUGAGAUUUAAAGCGAAAAUGAAAGCAAGAAACGACGAACAUCGGUCAAGCUAUCAGUCACUACCUUCUUGCAGCGAAAAAACAAACGACAAGAGACCAUCAUCACCCGAUAGCCGCGAUGCCGAUACAGAAGCAAGCACUUCAGACAACGAAGAAAAGAACGAACAACCAUUUAAAGAACUACAAGACUACAGUGAGAAACCAGCCAUGUCAAACAAAAGGAGGAUUUGUCUUGUUGCAUCGUUGUUACUUUGUGUGUUUACAGUUUUCGCAUUCGCUUUCAUUCUUCCUUGCCAUCAUAAGACAUGUUUGAAAGAAACAAAAUGGCCGAAUUGGUCGAAAAACUUCAGYGGUGUAGCUCCCUUGGUGUUACGCGAUGUCACUGGCGCAUCUAGUUCUAAACGUAUAYUGGUUGGGUUUUCUCAYAGUGGCCGCGGAUUUCACAUUCUCAACCAUACUUGCCCUGGAUGCCAUGGAGGAGUAGUGGCUAUCGACGGAGGCGAUGGACAACAACUUUGGGCAUCAGGGGUAUUGGGUCAGUUUGGAAACAUUUUAUGUGACCUUAGCGUGAAAAAGGAUCAGCCAAGUUGUAUAGCACUCGAGGAUAAGAAUAAAAUUCUUCGUAUUGAUUCUAACAAUGGCAGUCAACACUGGACAGUGAAAAAGACAGGAACAAUUAAAGCUUUCAGGGCGAUUCGAGAUACAGAUGAUGACGGCGUUGGGGAUGUGGUCCUUCUCUACGUACCGCGUACUGGUAUUACUGCUCAGUUGUGUAUUUUGUCCGGUAGAACUGGAAAGCCCAUUGGUAGAAGUUUAACUGUAAUAAAGGGUAAAACAUCAGAYCUCCAUUAUGACGUAUUYCUUCGCUUGCAUCAGGUAACUGAYUCGAAGCAAGUUCUUCUUGUUGGCGUGAAACUAGAUUCACAGGAAACAGGAACUUUACUUGUWAUUGGGAUYGAGGACCUUGUGACUCGAGUACACAAUAGAACGACRAAAGGCUGGAGAUGGGGACCCAAUGCACCCAACAAAUACGGUUUUAUAGAGUUAUAUAAAGAUACUCUUGUACUAACGCCGCCAUUAUUUGCUGAUUUGAACAACGAUGGUAUCAAAGACAUUGUACUUUGUUCCCUGGAGGCUGGUUUAACCGUUAAAGCGAUUAAUGGCAAAGAUACAAGUCACUUAUGGUCCAGAAAACUCACAUCUACUGGAAUUCGCAGGGCCCUACCAACGAUAAUUUCUUUCGGUGAUAAAGUAACAGACAUCGCAAUCAUGAUUCAACUGGACAACAAAUCAACAAGAAUCGUUGUUCUCGAUGGAAAGAACGGWCUUGCUCUGUGGAUGUUCACCCUAAAUAGCCCUUUGACCGUCCCUCCUGUAGGGAUACCCCACAGAUCACGCACACCACGUGGUCUGAUUGUAUGGUUACCUAAAGUCAAUAUGAGAAAAUACAUUAAAAAGAGGGAUAGCAUGAAAGUAGAAAGUUAUGAUACAAACUACAAAUGGAGGCAAAAUGCUUCAAGGAGAAAAAGAGCUAUAGAAUUCUUGAGUGAAGAUGAGAACGAUAUGCUUCUUAAUGACUUAUUGGCUGAAUUGAAAGGUGAACAAGAGGAGGAUGAGACGUCAAACAUCAGUGAUUAUGAUGACCAUAAUGRRAGGGAGUCAAGUGCUCACAGCAAGGACAAUGGUAGUAUCAGCAGUGACGAGAAUGCUGGAAUCAAUAUUGAUGAUGAUAAUGAUCAAAGUGAUCGUAAACAUCAUCAUGACGAAGAUGAUAUGAAUGAUAGUAAUGGCAUACAUGAAGAUGAUUGGAAUCAUAACAAUAGUGAUGGUAUCAAUGAUAUGAUGAUGAUCAUGAUGAUCAUGUGA
Exaiptasia diaphana is the source of this 2192-nucleotide messenger RNA. RefSeq names its product protein FAM234B. Bases 345 to 2192 code for a protein of 615 amino acids. NCBI's taxonomy places the organism in Eukaryota, Metazoa, Cnidaria, Anthozoa, Actiniaria, Aiptasiidae. The record is from RefSeq and is a predicted model, not a curated record. The transcript has 4 exons.